Molecule: messenger RNA, 1055 nt
Organism: Drosophila ananassae
Lineage: Eukaryota; Metazoa; Arthropoda; Insecta; Diptera; Drosophilidae
Product: mitochondrial 2-oxoglutarate/malate carrier protein
Exons: 1
Coding region: 136-1038 (300 amino acids)
Biological process (GO): phosphate ion transmembrane transport; malate transmembrane transport; thiosulfate transport
Molecular function (GO): malate transmembrane transporter activity; thiosulfate transmembrane transporter activity; oxaloacetate transmembrane transporter activity
Source: RefSeq, a predicted model, not a curated record
ACAUAUCUGAGCCCUUAUUGUCAUAAAACAAUUUUUCAAAAUGCAGACUUCUAUAAAAAUGGAGGCCAGUUCUCAGCCUUUUUUACACCUUUCCGUUUCGGUUUCUUAGCCUUUUCUUUUUUUCUAAAUUUUGUCAUGUCCGAGAAGCCCAAGAAGGAGAUUCCCGGUUACAUCAUGUACAUCAAUGGUGGUCUCGCCGGCAUGAUGGGGGCCUGCAUUACCCAACCGCUUGAUCUGGUCAAGACCCGAAUGCAGAUUUCGGCAACCACUGGAGAGUACAAGUCCUCCUUCGACUGUAUCGCCAAAAUAUUCAAGGGCGAGGGUAUACUGGCCUUUUACAAUGGAUUGAGUGCCGGGUUGAUGCGACAGGCCACUUAUACGACGGCGCGAAUGGGCUUUUACCAAAUAGAGGUGGAUUCGUACAUAAAAAGUUAUGGUGGAAAGCCACCAGUCUGGGCCAGCAUGGGCAUGGGCGUCUUGGCCGGAGUAGUUGGUGCGAUGGUGGGUAAUCCGGCGGAGGUGGCGCUCAUCCGUAUGAUGUCGGACAAUAGGCUGCCGCCGGCGGAGAGGCGCAAUUACAAGCACGUCGGCGACGCCUUCGUCCGAAUUGUGAAGGACGAGGGCGUGACAGCCCUGUGGCGAGGAUGCCUUCCAACGGUCGGUCGUGCCAUGGUGGUCAACAUGGUGCAGCUGGCCUCCUACUCGCAGCUCAAGAACUACUUCUCGCAGUAUGUAAGUGGCUUGGGUCUUCAUAUCAGUGCCGCCAUGAUGUCUGGUUUGUUGACCACUAUCGCCUCCAUGCCGCUGGAUAUGGCCAAAACCAGAAUCCAGAACCAAAAGACUGGUGAAUACAAGGGAACAAUGGACGUCCUUUUGAAAGUGUUCAAAAACGAAGGUUUUUUUGCUCUUUGGAAGGGUUUUACGCCGUAUUUGUGUCGUGUGGGUCCGCACACUGUGUUUGCGUUUACAUUUCUCGAGCAACUUACCAAAGGCUACAAAAAAUAUGUUCUUGGUGACACGUCUGAAUCUAAUAUUUGAAAUAGUUUUCCAAAUUA